AUGUAGGAUGCUUAAGAUAAAUUAGAAUUACAUUCAAAACUCUUGAAAUAUCCUCCAUUUUACACGUACAUUCAUUAUCUCAAGUAUAUAGCUUAUAAGAUCAUAAAGAAACAAGAAAGAAACAAAUAACUUAAUGGAGUGAGAUUGUCCAUCUUUACUUUCAAUCACAUAAAAUUUUGGAAUCUUCAAUUAGUGAAAUCCUUAAUUUUCCCAUAUUUUAAGAUUCAUCCUCUGGAAUUAUUAAGAGAUUAGAUUCUUCAGAAAUCAAAGAAAUACUUAAUUAAAUGGCACAAUUAGGAUCCAUAGAAUGGAAAAAUGAUUAAAAUUUCUCUGUAAAUUUGGUUAGUCCUUUCGAAUUGGCAGAUGCAAUCUAUGCUUGGGCUAAGGAGAAAAAAUUGAUUGGUUACACAGAGACAUUAAGAGGCAUUACUGAAGGAAGUCAGACUGAUUAAUCUAAAAGUAUUAUUGUACAUAAAUAUAUAGAAUUUUAUAAUUUACCUUAAGAAUAAAUUCUCAAAGCAUGCUUAAUUUUAGAAGAAACUGGGAGAUGUUAAGUAUAUGAAUUUGAUGGUUUAUAUAGUAUCAAAUUUAUAUGAUUAUAUUAUUUAAUAUCAUAAUAAUUAAGUAUAAUUUCUAUAUUAUCUCAAGAUGAGAACGAUGGAAGCCUAUUAUUUGUUAUAAGAAUAGAUUUUUGUGUAUAUAGCCCAUUUACGAUGUUAUUUUUUUAUCUAUUUCAUAUGAAGAGGAACAGUGAAUUUGUUUUUUAUAGAAUUGAGUAGUUGGUUAUUCUCAAACCACAAAAAUUGAUUUAUUAUUUAUACUUCUAAAAGGAGGAAAAUAUUAGUAAAUUAAAGCAGUCUUAGUUUGAAGUUAAAAGAUUUUUCUUGCCUCUAAAGAGAAUCUUGGAAUAUUAGCAAAUCAUAAGCAAUUAUUAGUUAUAAUUGUUAUGUAAAUAAGCAUUUUUAAUAAAGAAUAUUUUCAUAUAAUAUCUAAAAUAAUUCUAAAAUUAGUGA
This is a messenger RNA of Paramecium primaurelia, 1013 nucleotides long. Lineage: Eukaryota; Ciliophora; Oligohymenophorea; Peniculida; Parameciidae. The record is from the annotation of a GenBank genome assembly.